AUGUCAAUUUGGUCUGAUUCCAAAAUCAAUAGCUCCGUCUUCCUCCUCACGGGUUUCCCUGGUUUGGAACUGGAAUAUCCAUGGAUCUCCAUCCCCUUCUCCUGUAUCUAUGCUAUGGUACUUUUGGGAAACUGCCUUGUUCUCCAUGUCAUCCGGACUGAGCCAAGCCUGCAUGAGCCCAUGUUCUACUUCCUGGCCAUGCUGGCCCUCACUGACCUGUGCAUGGGGCUUUCCACAGUGCACACGGUGCUGGGGAUCCUGUGGGGGUUCAGCCAGGAGAUUGAGUUGGACGCCUGCAUUGCCCAAACCUUCUUUGUUCACGGGCUCUCCUGCAUGGAAUCUGGAGUCCUUCUCGCCAUGGCCUUUGAUCGUUUUACCGCAAUUUGUAAUCCUCUGAGAUAUACAUCCAUUCUUACCAAUACCAGAGUCAUCAAAAUCGGCAUGACCAUUUUAGCAAGGAGUUUCCUGUUAAUUACUGCUCCCAUUGUCCGGUUGAAGUUCUUCCAUUAUUGUCAUCCCCAUAUUCUCUCUCACUCUUUCUGCCUGCACCAAGACUUGCUCCGGCUGGCCUGCUCUGACAUUCGAUUCAACAGCUUCUAUGCCUUAGCCUUGGUGAUUUGCACUCUCUUUUUAGAUUCUGUGUUUAUCCUCAUUUCUUAUAUCUUGAUCCUGAACUCAGUCUUGGCUAUUGCAUCCCAGGAGGAGCAGCUAAAAUCCUUGCAGACCUGCAUCUCCCAUAUCUGUGUAGUCCUGGUUUUCUACAUCCCAAUCAUCGGACUGACCAUGGUACACCGCUUUGGGAAGCACCUCUCUCCUAUUGUCCAUGUCCUCAUGGGUAACAUCUAUAUCCUUUUCCCACCCUAGAUGAACCCCAUCAUCUAUAGUGUCAAGACUCAGCAAAUCCGUAGCAGGAUCCAGAGAUGGUUCACUCUGAAAAAGAACUGA
Messenger RNA from Orycteropus afer afer, 945 nucleotides. Its product is annotated as olfactory receptor 51V1-like. The record is from RefSeq and is a predicted model, not a curated record. Gene Ontology annotation, molecular function: G protein-coupled receptor activity; olfactory receptor activity. Gene Ontology annotation, cellular component: membrane. NCBI's taxonomy places the organism in Eukaryota, Metazoa, Chordata, Mammalia, Tubulidentata, Orycteropodidae. Gene Ontology annotation, biological process: G protein-coupled receptor signaling pathway.